UGCAUAUGACAGUAAUCAGCAACUUCUGUACUAAUUUGGUUUAUGGUGACAUAAACUGUAAUUUCUGAUCAUGCAACAACUUCACAUAUUUUGAUAACACGGCUUUUGUCUGGAAACAUGCAGAAUGGUUAAAUUCAUUUUUAAAUAUUAGGAGACUAAGACAUUUGGUUCAUUUUUCUUUAAUUCUACUGUUGUAGAUGGAUCAGCCUAGCUAAUUUCUUCAUUAAGGGUGUGUUUGGUUGCACCAAAUAUCACGAACUUUCAUGACUAAUCAGUCUAUUUUGUGCAAUUUUUCAUGAUAUUUGGGGCAACCAAACACAGCCUAAACCAUCUGAUAUAUUCCAACUUCCAAACAAUUUCAUUAGGAAAAUACCUAAAAUAGUGCAGCAGGCCCAUCUGAAUAAUAGAUUACUACUGUAUGGAAACCCAUUUGCAUGAGGUCCCAAAAGCUGUUUGAAAACCUUGCUGCAGCUGGCCACAUAUAAAUAAUACUGAUCUUAUACGAAAGGUUACAGCUGCAAAAAAAUAUAUAGAUAAAUCAACACAAAGAUAAUAUUCCGAUUUUUCUAUUUUAAUUAUCUUCUAACAGACUGUCAAUUAAUUAAUGAAAAUAGUUUUCUUGUUGAAUGCUUCCAUUCAUCUUUCACAAAAAAAUUAUAAGGCAAAUAUGAGGAUCUAACAGGUGGGACCCACUGUUUGGUUAUCCAAAUUGGUUGAUCUGAUGGGUCACACGGGUGAAUUUAGGAAGCUCCAUUGAAUAUGAACAGUCUAUUUGUUGGCUAACAGUACAAGUGUUAGGAUUGUCCAAUCAGGGUAGAUGAAUUAAUCCCUUUAUCUCAUAGCCCACGCCCCACAUCGCAUGGGUUAGGACCUCAGCCGAACCCCCCUUGUGGGCCCAAAUCACAUGGGUACUGCUUCACACGAGCCACCCGCCUCAAAUGGGUGGGGCCCGCCACACAUGGGCCGCCCACCCCAAGUGUGCCCCAGCAUCCCACUGGCAACCCCACUCGAGCCCGGUGUGAAAAUGCCCCCGCAUUAACCAUAUUCCACGAUGGGAUGAUCAGUGCUAUCUUUUGCCGGUUCCCGCUUCUGAAGCACACAUGAUUUCCAUUUCUGCACCACCCCAAACUCCAAACCCACCUUAUGAUGUAUUUAAUCAGGUUGUUGUAAUUUUCUCCUCACAUUUCACGUGUUUCUCUUUUCUUCUUCUUUUUUCUUUUUCUUUUUCCCCGAGUACUUGAAUUUUUUAUUUUUUAUUUUUUAAAAAAAAGUGGGUGUCCCCUAACUUGCAUUUCUAAGGACACUAGACUCAACAGAGGCACCUGAUCUUGGCCAUUGAAUUUUUGGGGCUGUUCCUGUCAACUGGUCAGAUCAAAAGCCUAUGCAGACAUGCAGGCCAGAACUUUAUUUAAAAGACAUGAAGUGGAUGUUAAGAUUCUUCUGUCACCAGAAGACAAAUACGAAAAUUCAUCUUAAAAUAUUAAAACUUGUACGAGUCAACAAUCAGUGUUUUAAAGCCUCUUGUUUUACUAAAAUAGUUGGGAGUUUUAUCAAUUAAAACAACUGAAAUUAGGUGAAUCUUUGGUCCCUUAUUGCAGUCAUUCAGGUAGAAAGACACUUAGAUUACUCCAUUUGGUCAAUGGUCCAUUUCUUGCAUCUGAUUUUAAUUCCAACAUUCUUUCCCACCUUCUCAGAUCAGACACCAAUCAUCUUCGACACCAUCCUCAAGUUCUCAAGUUUUUCAUCCACCCAUCAAUCAUUUCUUCAAGAAAACCAUCACCAUGAAUCGGCUUCUCCUGAAUUUCUCCAUUCUCUUUUGCUUCUCCGUUACAAAUCUCAAUGCCCAACAAAGAUAUUCAGGAGAUUCAGCGAAAGAUUGCGAUGGCCUAUACAAAACUGACCUUUCUCCAGCUUUUCUUUACAUCUACAAUGGCCAAAGCCCAUCUUGCCGAGCUUUUCUGAUCUUCAAAUCUCAACCCCCUUACAAUUCAGUACAUACCAUCUCGGAUCUUAUGUCUUCAGACCCGUUGGAGCUUGCACAUAUCAACAAUGUCUCAGCAUCCACAACGUUCCCCACAAACAAAGAGGUGAUCGUUCCCAUAAACUGCUCUUGUUCAGGUCAGUUCUAUCAGGCCAAUUCGUCUUACAUUAUUCAAAAUGACAGCGAUACGUAUUUUACGAUAGCAAAGGACACGUACCAAGGGCUGUCUACAUGCAGUUCUCUUGUGGAUGAAAAUAGUUUCAGUGCUUCGAAACUGAAGAGCGGUUUAAAUUUGACCGUUCCUCUUAGAUGCGCUUGUCCCACGAGUAAUCAAACUGAGGAAGGGAUCAAAUAUCUGUUAACUUACCCAGUAUAUUGGGAAGAUAGUGUUCCUGAUGUUAGCAAGAGAUUUAAUGUCAGCCAAAACAGAACACUCGAUGCAAACGGGUUUUCCAAACAAGAUCCUGUUCUUGUUCCUUUCACAACCAUUUUGAUUCCUUUGCCAAUUGAGCCUUUAAGCUCCCAGACCAUAAUUCAUUUGCCACCGCAUGUUCCUACUUUUGUGAAUAAAAGGCCAAAGAAACAACCUCGUGUGGUAAUUGGACUUGCGGCCGGCGGUUCUCUUCUAGUCAUCUUUGUGGUUCUUAUCAUUGCUUACUUCUACAAGAAGCUGGAUAGAAGCAAGCAUCAAAAGGAUCAUAGAAAGGGAAAGAAGCAAUAUGUUUUGCCGGAAGUUCUUCUUGCUGGUUUGUCGGACGUGGAUCGAACUUUGAAAUUUUUUACAUUUGAGGAAUUGCAAGCUGCAACAAAUAAUUUCAGCUCCGAGUGCAGGAUCAUGGGGUCCAUUUACCGUGGGGUGGUUGACGGGAGAGCAUUAGCCAUUAAGAAGAUGAGUACGGAUGUAUCCAAGGAGGCCAAUUUACUGCACAAAAUCAACCAUUUCAAUCUGAUAAGGCUUCAUGGGAUCUGCGUGGGCGGCGAAAACUGCUACCUUGUCAAUGAGUAUAUGGAGAACGGCUGUCUAAAAGAUUGGCUCUGUACUAAGAACCGCUCGAGCGUUCUUAGCUGGACUCAGAGGGUUCAGAUUGCUCUGGAUGUUGCUAAUGGGCUCCACUAUCUCCACAACUUCACAGAACCUGCUUAUGUGCACAAGGACAUCAAGACCAGCAACAUUCUUUUGAAUGGCGAUCUAAGGGCUAAGAUUGCGAAUUUUGCUCUGGCCACAUCUUCAGAGGGGAAGGAAGGUCUGUUUGCAAUGACGAGGCAUGUUGUAGGGACAGUAGGUUACAUGGCGCCCGAGUACUUUGCAACCGGAUUGGUGACACCGAAACUCGAUGUAUAUGCCUUUGGAGUGGUCAUGUUGGAGCUGAUUACAGGGAAAACUGCUAUUAUCGAGCAUGAUGGGGGAGAAAUGCUUCUCUCGAUGGCGAUCAUCUCUAUAGUGGAAGGAGGAGAUGUCAAUGUCAAGCUCUGCGAGUUCAUGGAUUCCAAUCUGUGUGGUAGCUAUCGGACUGAUCUAGCACUAGGUGUAACCAAACUAAGUGCUGCCUGUUUGAGACAAGAUCCAACAAGCAGACCAAGCAUGGAUGAUGUGGUUUCGAUUCUGUCGAUAAUUCAAUCCAAUUCUCAGCAUUGGGAAUCCUCGAAUGUUGAGCUGGCAUUUAAAUGAUUUCUGGUCCAUCCGCAGUUGAAACUACUGAAGGCGCAAGGUAAGACAUGAUUUGUGAUUUUACGAGGCCGGAAGUUCUUGUACAAGUUCUGCUUCUCUAUUAUUGUCAGAUCCGAAAUGUGAAUUACAUAAACGGAAUUUUAGAGUGUAAUCCAAGUUCAUGUAAUUAUAAUUUGUAAAUGCAUUGAAAAUGUAUACUUAGGGACACUGACUUGUGGUGCUUUGAACUUCUAGCAUGCACAGUUGCCUCUGAACUUGAAGAAACCAAGGAUGAAUAGUUCAUGCUAGGAAUGUUGUAUUUCAGAAAGAAUAUGGGGUGAGCUGAGGCAAACGGCCUAUCAUUGAUAUCUUAGUGCCUGUUUAGGUGCCCCUUAAAAAUGGGUUCUACUCA
Messenger RNA from Magnolia sinica, 4041 nucleotides. Its product is annotated as protein LYK5-like. NCBI's taxonomy places the organism in Eukaryota, Viridiplantae, Streptophyta, Magnoliopsida, Magnoliales, Magnoliaceae. Gene Ontology annotation, molecular function: ATP binding; protein kinase activity. Gene Ontology annotation, biological process: protein phosphorylation. The record is from RefSeq and is a predicted model, not a curated record. The transcript has a single exon. Bases 1782 to 3650 code for a protein of 622 amino acids.